UUCUCUGUGUCGUCAGAGCUCCAGGGAGGGACCUGGGUAGACCGAGAAGCCGGAAACAGAGGGCUGGGGCAGGCAGCCACUGCUUGCCCUGAAGAGGAAGGCCUGAAGAGGAGAGAGAGGGGGGGAGAGCGAGAGAGAAGAGAGGAAGAAGACUGAUUUUUGUCUUCCUCCGCCCCCCCCCCCCGCCCCGCUGCUGGUGGUGGAGGGGGUGCCGGCGGAGCCGGCCCUGAACCCGUGGACCAAGCUACAGACCUAUGGGGCCUGGCAGUGCCCGCUGAGAGGGAGCGGCUAGCAGAAGGGUUACCCAGGCAACCUCCAAACCCCACAUCAUGGCUCUAUGGGGUCUGGUCUCCAAGAUGCCCUCAGAGAAGCUACAGCGGCUCUACGUGGACUUCCCCCUACACCUGCGGCAUCUCCUGGGAGAGUGGCUGGAGUCCCAGCCCUGGGAGUUCCUGGUUGGCUCAGAUGCCUUCUGCCUCUCCAUGGCUAGCACCCUUCUUUCAGCCACUGUCCAGAAACUCCAGAAGUUGGCGGGACAGCAAGGCGAGGGGAGUGCCAUCUUACAACCCAUCAGCACCCUGGAGAGCAUUUAUCAGAGGGACCCCCUGAAGCUGGUGGCCAUCUUCAGACAAAUCCUUCAAGGGGAGAAAAAAGCAGUUAUGGAACAGUUCCACCAUCUGCCAAUGGCCUUCCACUGGAAGCAGGAAGAACUCAAGUUCAACAUAGCCCUGCAGAGGUUGAAGCACCGAGUGGAGGAGAUCCACCAUCUCCGGGAGUCCCUACAGCAGGGGCCCGAGACUGGCCAAGUGUCUCUGCGUAACUUGAUCGAAACACCAGCCAAUGGAACGGGACCAAGUGAGGCACUGGCCACACUGCUGCAGGAGGCUGUGGGGGAGCUGGAGGCGGCCCAGGCUUUGGUGCUGAAGAGGAUCCAGAUCUGGAAGCGGCAGCAGCAGCUGGCAGGGAACGGCGCACCCUUUGAGGAGAAUCUGUCCCAGCUACAGGACAGGUGUGAGAGCCUGGUGGACAUCUAUUCCCAGCUCCAGCAGGAGGUGGGGGCAGCUGGGGCGGAACUUGAGCACACCACCCGGGCCUCACUGGUCAGCCGGCUGGAUGAAGUUCUGCGCAUACUUGUCUCAAGCUCCUUCCUGGUGGAGAAGCAACCCCCCCAGGUUCUGAAGACACAGACCAAGUUCCAGGCCGGGGUUCGAUUUCUGCUGGGCCUGCGUUUCCUGGGAGCCUCGGCCAAACCUCCCCUGGUCAGGGCUGACAUGGUGACUGAGAAGCAGGCCAGGGAACUAGCCGGGCCCCAGGCACCUGGUGCUGCAGCAGAGAGCACAGGAGAAAUCCUCAACAACACCGUGUCCCUGGAGAACAGCAUUCCUGGGAAUUGCUGCUCUGCCCUCUUCAAGAACCUGCUUCUGAAGAAAAUCAAACGGUGUGAGCGGAAGGGCACUGAAUCGGUCACUGAAGAAAAGUGUGCCGUGCUGUUCUCUGCCAGCCUCACACUGGGCCCUGGCAAAAUCCCCAUCCAGCUCCAGGCCCUGUCUCUGCCCCUAGUGGUCAUCGUUCAUGGGAACCAAGACAACAAUGCCAAAGCCACCAUACUGUGGGACAACGCCUUUUCUGAGAUGGACCGUGUGCCCUUUGUGGUGGCUGAGCGGGUACCCUGGGAGAAGAUGUGUGAAACGCUGAACCUCAAGUUCAUGGCUGAGGUGGGGACCAACCAUGGCCUGCUCCCGGAGCACUUCCUCUUUCUGGCUCAGAAAAUCUUUAACGACAACAGCCUCAAUGUGGAGGCCUUCCAGCACCGUUCUGUGUCCUGGUCACAGUUCAACAAGGAGAUCCUGCUGGGCCGUGGCUUCACCUUCUGGCAGUGGUUCGAUGGUGUCCUGGACCUCACCAAACGUUGUCUCCGGAGCUACUGGUCAGAUGGGCUGAUUGUUGGCUUCAUCAGCAAGCAGUUCGUCACCAGCCUUCUCCUCAACCAGCCCGACGGGACUUUCCUCCUCCGCUUCAGUGACUCUGAGAUCGGGGGCAUCACCAUCGCCCAUGUCAUCCGGGGCCAGGACGGCUCCUCACAGAUAGAGAACAUUCAGCCAUUCUCUGCCAAAGACCUAUCCAUUCGCUCACUCGGGGACCGAAUACGGGACCUCGCUCAACUCAAAAACCUCUACCCCAAGAAGCCCAAGGAUGAGGCCUUCCGGAACCACUACAAGCCUGAACAGAUGGGGAAAGAUGGCAGGGGUUAUGUCCCAGCUAUCAUCAAGAUGAGCGUGGAGAGGGACCAGCCCCUUCCCACUCCAGAGCCGCAGAUGCCUGCCAUAAUGUCCUCUUAUGACCCUAGGAUGUCCCUGGAGUCUCCCAUGGUGCUUGGCCCAGAUGUGUCCCAAGUGUACCCUCCACAUGCUCACCCCAUCCCCUACCAAGCCCUUCCUGCUGAGGAGUCGGGCGGGGUGUUGUCAGCAUUCCCGGAGACUCGCCUGCAGAUCUCCCAAAACCUGAGUCAGAUGAACCUGUCCUUCACCCAGCAUCAUGCCUCCCUGCUGCAGUGCCAAUCUCAGGAGCAUGCUGUGUCCAGCUCUGAGCCCCAGCUCUGCCCAGAUGUGACCAUGGUGGAAGACAGCAGUUUGAACCAGCAGGCAGCAGGCUUCCCUCAGAGCACCUGGCCUAGCGAAGACAUGUUCCCCCCACUGCUGCCUCCCACCGAACAGGAUCUCACCAAGCUCCUCCUGGAAGGGCAAGCAGAGCCAGGGGGAGGGGCUCUGGGACCCCAGCCGCUUCUGCAGCCCUCCCACUAUGGGCAGACUGGGAUCUCCAUGUCCCACCUGGACCUUAGAGCCAACCCCAGUUGGUGAUCCCAGCUGGACGAGGAGCCCAGAGACACGGCUUUUCCACUACCCCAUGGACACUGCUCCUGCUCCUGCCCAGCAGAUGGGCAAGGCACCCUCCCAGCCCCACCCACUCUCUGGUCAGGAGGAAAAGACUACCAGGGGAAUGCACAGUGGGUGGAGCCACUCCAUUCCUUCCUUCCACACACUCCCGUCCAUCUCCUUCCAGCCCAGGAAGGGAAGUUCUGGCUCCAAAGUGAGACACACCCCAACAUGCCUGCACCUGCAGCACGCAUGUGCAUGCACACACUCACAAAGCUCUCUGGAAGGUAGGGCUGGGCUACAGCAUAAGUUAGGGUGUGGAGGGGUGCCACUGCGCACUCCGAGCCAGGGCCUGGGACACACACACAGGGACAGUUAUAUGGACACACUGGCCCUAGACGCUGGGCUAGUCGGCCUGGGCCUGGGUCCUAGCUCCCAAGGGUGAUGGGGAAACAGUUUAAUAGGAGGGACACUGGGUGGGAGGAUGGGAGAGCGGGUGGGCUCUGGACAUGUGUACAUUGACCACAUUAAGAAACAAGUCCCCUGGGAUGGAAGCUUUUGGUUUGAGUAUGCAGGAGUAGGAGUCCAAGGCCAAGUUUCUUUGUGUGUGCAUGCAUAGACAUGUGUGUACCCGAGACAGAUUAAUGCAUACAUGCUACACCUCAGUUAUAUGAGCACAUAUAAUCUGUGUUUAUCUGCUUUUGCCCAUGUGACCACACGCAUCUGGGAGUAUGAGA
Molecule: messenger RNA, 3610 nt
Organism: Ochotona princeps (American pika)
Lineage: Eukaryota; Metazoa; Chordata; Mammalia; Lagomorpha; Ochotonidae
Gene: STAT6
Product: signal transducer and activator of transcription 6
Exons: 22
Coding region: 330-2858 (842 amino acids)
Biological process (GO): regulation of cell population proliferation; cytokine-mediated signaling pathway; cell surface receptor signaling pathway via JAK-STAT
Molecular function (GO): RNA polymerase II cis-regulatory region sequence-specific DNA binding; DNA-binding transcription factor activity, RNA polymerase II-specific
Source: RefSeq, a predicted model, not a curated record